Molecule: messenger RNA, 1721 nt
Organism: Aspergillus neoniger CBS 115656
Lineage: Eukaryota; Fungi; Ascomycota; Eurotiomycetes; Eurotiales; Aspergillaceae
Product: class I SAM-dependent methyltransferase
Exons: 2
Coding region: 464-1504 (346 amino acids)
Source: RefSeq, a predicted model, not a curated record
CUCUCCCUCACUGUUCACAGCCCACCUGGUCGAGUCCUCUUACUAGGCCAGCCAAUGUACUAUAAUCCGACCAUCCGGGGUCCGUCGUCCAAUUUCUCGUGCUCCCCAAGCCGUUGAGAAAUCUCCGUGUUUGUGCUUCAGCACCACUUGGACCAACUGCGUCAUUCUCGGCAUCUUCCGCCAUCUUUGCUUUUUUUUCUUCCUCCCUGUGGUCUUGGGCUGGAACAGAAACGAUGAACUAUUCACCUCCUACGUGUCAGUGAAGCUCGCUAUUAGCCCUCGUGGCACAUGUUUGACGGCCUCGUAUGAUCCUGAUUGUGGUUGCACCUUGAGAGUUGCUACAGAAAGUGCUGCCCUAAGCUUGAUCGGGCCUGACGUUGGCCUCUGUCUUCAAGAGAAGCUUCUCUAUAAACCUGAGCACGUCGUACCCUUCACCGAACACCCCUCUCAACUUCGUCAUGUCAUGGAGGCAAAAGAUCUCCAGCCGUUGGGCCAAAACGAGCCAAUCGUCGAGCCCGACGAGAGUGAGAAGGCGCAGAAGCAAUCAUGGACCAAGCCUCCUCCGGAUCCCGAGUCCAACUCCGAGUCAGAUGCAGACUCGGACGAAGCAUCCAUCAAUUCAUACGAGACACACCAGCUCGACAUCUACGAAGAGAAUAACCGUCGCUACCCCAACGAUUCAUACCACAUGCCCAACGAUGAACCCGAACGAACCCGUCUGAACAUCGUCCACCAGAUCUACCUCAUCCUCCUAGACGGUCAUCUAACCGCCGCCCCCAUAGUCACCAAUGCGCCUCGCGUCCUCGACAUCGGCACCGGUCCCGGUGACUGGGCCAUUGAAAUGAGCCACGCCUACCCUCACGGCACUAUCAUUGCUUCUGACAUCGGCGUCUUCGACAACGCCCUCGGCCAUGUCGACCUCCCCAACCUCUCCUUCCACCUCGACGACGCCCGCGACGAAUGGGCCUACGACAUCCCCUUCGACCUCAUCCACCUCCGCGGCCUCUCCGGUGCCUUUCCCAACUGGUCCUUCAUCUACCAGCAAGCCUUUGACCACCUCGCUCCCGGCGGCUACCUCGAAGUCGCAGAUACCGACUUCGCCGCUGAAACCAUGAUUUCCCUCCCGCCGAACUCCUACCUACGUCUCUUUGCCUCCGCCCUUCGCUCCGCAGACUACUCGGCAGGUUACCUGCGCGAUCUGAGCCAUCUCCAGCCCGCGCUCUUCCGUGCCCAGGGGUUCAUCGAUAUCGAUGUCCGCGAGUACACGUUCCCCAUCGGUCUGUGGCCCGAGUCGCCGCAUGACCGAACCGUCGGCAAGAUGGGCCUCAUUGCCUUAUUGGAGGGCCUGGAAUCAUAUAGUUUGCGUGCCCUGACCACAACGUAUGGCUGGGUGGCGGAGGAAGUGCGCGAACUAUGUGACCAGGUGCGUGCGGAAAUCUUGCAAGGCGUGUAUCGCAUUAGUGCGAGGGUGAAGAUCGUGACGGGGCGGAAGCCGUUGACGUGAGCAGAUAUGUGGAUAUCUAUUUCUUUCUUCUUGUUCUGUUGAUGACCUUAUGAUUAUGAUUUUUAUUAUCACUUAUACCAUACCGUGGAUCGGUAUGGACUUUGAUCAGGCUUUAUCUUGAAGAUAUAACCUCCAAGGGAGACAGUUAGGACAUUUAUGUAUCUAUUCUCUCGCACAGUCCAUAUAGAUGUGAUAUCUCCAACGUACAUACAACAAU